AAAUUAUGGAUUCAAGUUUUUGCUCUUCUUUCAAUCCUCGCAAGCUCAUCCACACCGCACUUUUCUUCUCUAGAGACCAUAACGAAGGAUUUGUGGGUAUUCCAAGGGCAGCUCCGUUACCGGGAUUCGGGAUUCAGUACUCGUAGGACUUUGGCCGUAUCGUGGCAUCUCUGCUGUUACUCAUAAUUUAUGAGUAUUCUGCACACAAACCUGGAAUGGAAAUGUAUGACCUAUAUUCAUUUUCUAUCGGCGUAUCUGAAUUUCAUGUUAUGGAUUGUCAUACUCGAAGCGGACAACAUGGAGAGCCAUCGACCCCACUUGGCAAGCUAGUCCCAAUCAAGUGAACAGGUCCCUUAUCGUGCACUGCUUUCCAGACCCGCCUUUCUCCCCCGCACGCCAGCAAUGAGCUAGACGGUGACACUGUUUUGGAAGCGGCAUCAAUUGGGAGCUGUAUGAUGGGCCAAUUGGGCGUAAUACCUCCUGGCGCCAUACAGACUCGUUCAAAGCUUCACAGAGUCAAUUGAAUCUCGGUUUUAUCCCACUUUCUCCCUGCUCUGCUGUGUCUCUUAUCCCGAUUGAUACAUCAAGUCCCCUCCCCUCCUCUUUGCUAUACCUAUAUAUCUCUACUGACCUCCCUUCUCCAGCUAACCAUAUCCGUUUCCCUUCUGUAUACACUUGCUUUCCGAACUGCAUUCAGCUCUCAAGAUGGCCCUCGACAGACUCAAGUCCGUCACCCAGCAUUUCACUGGAAACACACCUCCUCCCCAUCCUUUUGAUCCCCUCUCAAAUGCCGAAAUCGAGUCUGCUGUCUCGAUAAUUCGAAAGGAACAUGGCAAGCUGCACUAUAAUGCCAUUACUCUCAAGGAACCGCCUAAAAAGGAAAUGCUGAAGUGGCUUGAGAAUCAAAAGCUGCCUCUACCGACCCGAAUCGCGGAUGUUGUUGUAAUUGCGCCUGGUGGGAAGGUUGUAGAUGGUUGGGUAAACCUGCAGACAGGGAAGAUCAUCAAAUGGGAGUCUUUGGAUGGUGUGCAGCCUCUGGUGGGUCUUCAUUCCCAAAAUCAGAUAUUUCUACUGGUAGCUUGGGACUAACUGAAGCAGAUCACAAUGGAAGAUUUACAGAUUGUUGAGCACGUCUGUCGAAAAGACCCCAAAGUUAUCGAACAAUGUGUGAUUAGUGGAGUACCCGCAGAAGAUAUGCAUAAAGUUUUCUGCGAUCGUGAGUUUUCCAAGCUCUCCCAAGAUCUGUGCAAAGCUUGUUCUAACUAUCGUAGCAUGGACUAUCGGUUAUGACCACAGAUUUGGCUCUGAUGUUCGAUUGCAGCAAGCACUCAUGUACUACCGACCACAUAUUGAUGAUAGUCAAUACUCCUUCCCCCUUGACUUUUGCCCAAUUUUCGACGCCGGAAAGCGAGAAAUCAUCCACAUUGAUAUCCCAGAAAUCCGCCGGCCUGUUAGCAAAGCAAAGCCCAAUAAUUACCAUGUUGAUGCAAUUCAGAAGGAGGGAGGAUACCGAAAGGACACCAAGCCUAUCAAUAUUACGCAGCCCGAAGGAGUUUCAUUCAAAGUCGAGGGAAGGGUUAUCGACUGGCAGAAUUGGAAGGUUCACGUAGGAUUCAACUACAAGGAGGGAAUUGUGCUCAACAACAUUACAUACAACGACAAGGGAACCGUUCGGCCGAUCUUCUACAGACUGUCUCUUGCUGAGAUGGUUGUUCCUUAUGGUAACCCCGAACAUCCGCAUCAGAGAAAGCAUGCAUUCGAUCUUGGCGAAUAUGGCGGAGGAUACAUGACCAACAGUCUAUCACUGGGCUGUGAUUGCAAGGGUGCCAUUCAUUAUAUGGACGCAGCGUUUGUCAAUCGUGCAGGAGAUAGCACUACCAUCAAGAAUGCUAUUUGCAUCCACGAAGAAGAUGCAGGGAUAUUGUUCAAGCAUACUGAUUUCCGAGACGACUCCUGCAUAGUAACUCGUGGACGCAAGCUCAUCAUUUCACACAUCUUCACAGCUGCCAACUAUGAAUACUGCGUGUACUGGAUUUUCCAUCAGGACGGUACUGUUCAGCUUGAGAUCAAGCUUACAGGUAUCCUGAACACCUAUGCAAUGAACCCAGGUGAAGAUACCAAGGGCUGGGGAACUGAAGUUUACCCCGGAGUAAACGCUCACAACCAUCAGCAUCUUUUCUGUCUGCGAAUUGAUCCUAAUAUUGAUGGACCAAACAAUACAAUCUUCCAGGUUGACGCAACCCCAGGAGCUGGCGCUGUUGGAAGCAAGGAGAAUCCAUUUGGCAACGCUUUCUAUGCAGAGAGAACCAAGUACACCAAAGUGAAACAGGCAACCAGUGAUUACAACGGUGCUACCUCCCGGACCUGGGAUAUGUGCAACACCAACAAACUCAACCCAUACAGUCACAAGCCAGUAAGCUACAAAUUGGUUAGUAGAGAGGUACCUGGCUUGUUACCCAAGGAAGGUUCCCUGGUUUGGAAACGAGCAGGCUUCGCAAGACACGCUGUUCACGUCACACAAUGUAAGUAAUACGACGCCAUUGUUGAGAGUAUAGCUGACCACUUCCAGAUGACGACAAGCAACUAUACCCAGCCGGUCGCCAUGUGCCCCAAACAUCUGGUGAGCCUUCCAAGGGUAUGCCAGAGUGGAUCGCCAAUGGUGAGGCCUCGAUUGAAAACACCGAUGUUGUUCUGUGGCACACUUUUGGUAUCACGCAUUUCCCCGCCCCAGAAGAUUUCCCAAUUAUGCCUGCGGAACCGAUGACACUUCUGCUGCGACCAAGAAACUUCUUCGUUAGAAACCCCGCAUUGGAUGUUCCACCCAGUUAUUGCAGCACACCUUCUCAAAUCGCAGGUAAGAGUCAGGUGCUUGAUGCUGCGGAUAAGAUGUCGAAGCUUGUGGUUACUGGUAGUGGGGCUGAGUGUUGUUAAAAGUAAGGCUACCUAUUCUAGUUGGCUUCUGGCGUUAAAUGGUCUGGACUGGCUUGGGGGUUGGGGUGGGGAUGGGUACGGGUGUUGAUGUCUUGAUGGAUUUGUUUACAAUUUCUUGCAUAUAAUUUGGUGUGUGGUUUAUCUUAUAGUUGAAAUAGUUAAAAC
Messenger RNA from Hymenoscyphus albidus, 3096 nucleotides. The record is from the annotation of a GenBank genome assembly. NCBI's taxonomy places the organism in Eukaryota, Fungi, Ascomycota, Leotiomycetes, Helotiales, Helotiaceae.